This is a messenger RNA of Malassezia sympodialis ATCC 42132, 858 nucleotides long. RefSeq lists its product as uncharacterized. The record is from RefSeq and is a predicted model, not a curated record. Gene Ontology annotation, molecular function: protein binding. The transcript has a single exon. Bases 1 to 858 code for a protein of 285 amino acids. NCBI's taxonomy places the organism in Eukaryota, Fungi, Basidiomycota, Malasseziomycetes, Malasseziales, Malasseziaceae.
AUGGUGUCGGCUGAGGAGCAUGAGCAAGUCAUCACGGAGGAGUGGGAGGUGCUUGAAAGCAUCUAUAUGAAUGAGCUUGAGCGUACGUCCCAACAUCUCACAAUAGGCAUAUCCCGUGAUCGCCUGCGGAUUCAGGUGGUGCCGGAAGACUAUGACAACAGCAAGAAGGAUCCCGUGCUGACGCUUGACGUGCGGUACACGGAUACAUACCCCGACGAGGUGCCGCUCUUGUGCAUCCGUGUUGUGGAGGAUGAACGUCAAGUGCUCGGUGCCCCGCCGCCCACGGACGAGACGGCGGAGCAUGAGACUGAAAUGCCGCUUGUUUCGGACACGCGUGAAGGUGUACAGACCUUGCUUCAUGGGUUGCAGCAGGUCGCUGAAGAAUCCCUUGGAAUGCCGAUGGUCUUUAGUCUCGCAUCGCACUUGCGCGAGUCUCUGACAGACUACAUGACAUCGCAGGCGCAAGCAGCUGAAAAGGCCGCUAAUGAAAAGCGCGAGGAGGAGCUGCGUGCAGAGGAGGAAAAGUUCCGGGGCACCGCUGUCACUGCCGAGCGCUUCCGUGCAUGGCAAGUCGAGUUUAUGAAGAAGCGUGCAGAGCUUAAGGCCAAGGAAGAAGAAGCCUACAUCGCUACGCUCACGGCCAAGGAGCGCGAAGAAUACCGUCGCAUGAAGGCCAAGCCAACAGGGCGCGAACUGUUUACCAAGCCAGGCGCGGGCAUCGAAGAGGACAAGGAUACUGACGAUGCCGUGCAGGACGUCGACUGGAGCCUGUACUCGCGUGAAGAGCGCGAGAAGCAGGCGCGUGAGGACGCCGAGCCUGAGACGGCCGAUGGCUAUGUGGACGAUCUCGACGAUUAG